AUGAAUCAAGAUAGAUACAGCAAGAACCAAGACGAAGUGACCUUUGAGAUCUUGGGAAAUGUCAAAAGCAAAGAGUGGGCGGUUCAGACCAAUGUUCAUGGCAAUACAACCAUCAGAAACAGCACCAGUAAAGGAAGAGAAGAGCGCUACACACUCCGGUUCAACCCAUCUGUAGAUUUUCACAAGUACAGCAUCUUCUGGACUGAAAACCAUAUCAUAUUUUAUGUUGAUGAUGUCCCCAUAAGAUUGUUCAUGAGGAUAAAAGCCAUAGGAAACUACUUCAUCGCUAGUCCAAUGUAUGUGCAUGGCUCAAUAUGGGACAAGUCAGACUGGGCCACUGAUGGAGGAAAACAGAAAGUGGAUUACAGGUAUGGCCCAUUUACUGCUACAUUUUCUAAGUUAAUUUUACUGAGGUUUCCAGCUGGCACAAUUGAUCUCAAACCCAUUUACAAUGACGAGGACCCAGGGGAGGAGAAGGUUCCUACUGGUUUGACAGGAAGUGACAUCACCCAGAUGAGGAGGUUCAGGCACAAAUUGAAGCAGUUGGCUCAAACAAUUACGGGCUCCCCUCCAAAGAAUCUUGGCCUGGAUAACUCAGUCUCUGAUGCAGUUAAGGGAGUUAGUUUAUCUUCUCAUCUGGUAGAUACGCUUCAUGCAACCCCUCCUACCCCUUCUCCAGCUCCAUCUCCAGAACCACAUGAUUAUACAGGACCAUCUCCUUCCCCAUAUGCCAAUCUUUCUGCAUCAUACCCUUCAGUUCUAUCACCUGACACCCAUCAUGCCUGA
This is a messenger RNA of Vitis riparia (riverbank grape), 786 nucleotides long. Its product is annotated as probable xyloglucan endotransglucosylase/hydrolase protein 27. Gene Ontology annotation, biological process: carbohydrate metabolic process. The transcript has 2 exons. The record is from RefSeq and is a predicted model, not a curated record. NCBI's taxonomy places the organism in Eukaryota, Viridiplantae, Streptophyta, Magnoliopsida, Vitales, Vitaceae. The coding region runs from base 1 to 786 and encodes 261 amino acids. Gene Ontology annotation, molecular function: hydrolase activity, hydrolyzing O-glycosyl compounds.